Molecule: messenger RNA, 3957 nt
Organism: Solanum pennellii
Lineage: Eukaryota; Viridiplantae; Streptophyta; Magnoliopsida; Solanales; Solanaceae
Product: potassium transporter 7
Exons: 11
Coding region: 1324-3501 (725 amino acids)
Biological process (GO): potassium ion transmembrane transport
Cellular component (GO): vacuolar membrane; plant-type vacuole
Molecular function (GO): potassium ion transmembrane transporter activity
Source: RefSeq, a predicted model, not a curated record
ACUUGGAAUUGGACUCUGAUGAUGAUGAUGAUAAUGCCAUGAGGAAACUGAUCCGUACUGGCCCUCGGAUUGAUUCGUUUGAUGCUCUUGAAGUCCCUGGUGCUCAACGGAAUGACUUUGAUCUACUGAGCUACCAAACAAACCCUUAGUGCACAACUCUGAAAGUUGAAGAUGGGGCGAGGAAGACAGCUACAGAACAACAGACAAAGAACAGAUUUAGGCAACUUAAGUGACAUACGGGUAACUAAAGAAAGGGGUACCACUCAUUUGGAAACGAGAAACUUGUCAGUUUCCAAGCAAAACCCAAUGCUACUUCAACACUAGCCAAACUCUAUGUCCAUGUCCACCAUUGAAUGUGGCAUCUCUAUUUGCACUCAUUUGAGAAAUACCAAAUGAGUGAAGAAGUGUAUCUUUGUUCUGAUAUACAAGAGCAAAGCAGGUGCAAAGUAACAGGAGUUGUCACAAUAUUGAACUUAUAAGUCACUUCAAUGAAAUUUCGGGAAAGAGUGAUAAACUAUAGACUUGAGCUAGGUCGGAUUUAUGAUUGCUAGAUCUACUACUGAUUUAUGUUAAGAAGAUGGAUAAAAUUUAUUUAUAUGAAGAAGAAUUUCCACAUGAUAUUCAUUGACCUAGAGUUUGCACGAAUCUGCCUUGAGUCCAUACAUGGUAACAACAAGGUAUGUAUGUUCUUAUCAAACGUGUACCCAACUCGAGAAAAUUCUGACUAAAUUCCAGUUUUAUCUCUCUUGUUCCUCCAACCUUCAUUUGUGGUUUCUAUUUUCUUUUACUUCAUUCAGUGGAUGUCCUUUCCUGAGGGAGAAUACUAAAUGAACCUCUGUACCAGUGUUUUUUUUUUUAAGUAGAAAAAGUAACAAGGCCCUGCUUUGCUUGAAGCAAAGUGCUCGCUUCACUGAAGUGUAGCACAUUUCUUAAUGAAAGACCAAAAUAAACCUUACACAGAGACAAUAUAUAUAAGUACAUGUUCAAUUUAAAUAUUAAUAAGUAGUUAGCACAAAAUUCCUCCAUAGACCAUAGUACAAGCAAAAUCAAUACUAAAACAUUAACUUUUGCAAUUCUUCCUUCAUGUGAGCUGGGCAACUUGGACAAGCAGUGAUGAUUGGAUUACCACCGAUGAGAUGAUGUUUGUAAUGAUAAUUCCCUCUUUUUUGAUCUUGUUACAAAAGAGACUUUACAAAUAAGUCUUGUCUGUAUCGCUAGCGAAACCAGGACGUUUCAGCAGGUAGGAAAAUCCUAUUGGCCUUUCAGACUCUUGGAGUUGUCUUUGGGGACGUGGGGACAAGUCCCCUAUAUACCUUCAGUGUGAUGUUCAGCAAGGCCCCUGUCAAUGGCAACGAAGAUGUUCUUGGUGCAUUAUCCUUGGUUUUGUAUACCUUAAUCCUCAUUUCCUUGGUUAAAUAUGUUCUUAUUGUUCUUUGGGCCAAUGAUGAUGGUGAAGGUGGUACUUUUGCUUUGUACUCGCUGCUUUGUAGGCAUGCUAAGGUUAAUCUUCUUCCAAACCAACUAGCAUCAGAUGCUCGAGUAUCAGGCUUCAGACUGAAGGUGCCAUCUCCAGAACUUGAGAGGUCUUUAAAAAUAAAAGAAAGGCUUGAAGCUUCAUUGACAUUGAAAAAGCUUCUUCUGAUGUUAGUUCUUGCUGGUACUGCUAUGGUGAUAGCUGAUGGAGUUGUUACACCUGCUAUGUCAGUAAUGUCUGCUGUUGGUGGUUUAAGAGUUGGAGUCUCUGGGGUUAAGCAAGAUCAAGUUGUGAUGAUAUCAGUGGCGUUUCUUGUAAUUCUGUUCAGUGUACAGAAGUAUGGGACAAGUAAAAUGGGGCAUUUCGUAGGUCCUGCUUUGUUUAUAUGGUUCUGUUCCCUGGGUGGCAUUGGCGUCUACAACCUCAUUAAGUAUGAUUCUAGUGUUUGGAGAGCAUUUAAUCCAGUUCAUAUAUACUAUUACUUUAAGCGCAAUUCAACAAAGGCGUGGUACUCACUUGGAGGCUGUAUUCUUUGUGCAACAGGUUCCGAGGCAAUGUUUGCAGAUCUUUGUUAUUUUUCUGUGAGAUCAGUCCAGCUUACCUUUGUGUUCCUUGUGCUGCCAUGCCUUCUGUUGGGUUACCUUGGUCAAGCUGCUUAUCUUAUGGAGAACCAUGCCGACACAACACAGGCUUUCUUCUCUUCUGUGCCAAGUGGAGUAUUCUGGCCCAUCUUCUUGAUUGCUAAUGUAGCUGCAUUGAUAGCCAGUAGAGCGAUGACCACCGCAACUUUCUCUUGCAUUAAACAAUCCACAGCCCUAGGCUGCUUCCCUCGCCUUAAAAUUAUUCAUACAUCUCGGAAGUUCAUGGGUCAGAUAUAUAUCCCGGUGAUGAACUGGUUUCUUCUUGCAUUGUCAUUGGUGAUGGUUUGUUCUAUCUCAAGCAUAUAUGAGAUAGGAAAUGCUUAUGGAAUAGCCGAGCUUGGUGUGAUGAUGAUGACAACAAUACUAGUUACUAUUGUCAUGCUUCUGAUAUGGCAGAUCAAUAUCAUUAUUGUGCUUAGCUUUGUUGUUAUCUUCUUGGGAUUGGAGUUAAUAUUUUUCUCAUCAGUUUUAUGGAGUGUGGGAGAUGGAAGUUGGAUCAUUCUGGUUUUCGCUGUAGUCUUGUUUUUUAUUAUGUACAUAUGGAACUAUGGAAGCAAGCUGAAGUAUGAAACUGAAGUCAAGCAAAAGAUGUCUAUGGAUUUGCUACGUGAACUAGGCCCAAACCUUGGAACAAUCAGAGCACCUGGAAUUGGCUUGCUUUAUAAUGAACUGGCAAAGGGCAUACCAGCUAUAUUUGGACAUUUUCUCACCACUCUUCCUGCUGUUCAUUCAAUGAUAAUUUUUGUUUGUAUAAAAUACAUUCCUGUUCCUGUAGUACCUCAGAAUGAAAGGUUCCUGUUUCGCCGCGUCUGCCCCAGAGGCUACCACAUAUUUCGUUGUAUUGCCAGAUACGGUUACAAGGAUGUUCGCAAAGAAAACCAGCAGGCUUUUGAGCAGCUACUGAUUGAAAGUCUAGAGAAGUUCAUUCGUAGAGAUGCUCAGGAGCGGUCACUUGAAAGUGAUGGCAAUGAUGAAUCAGACUCUGAAGAAGAGCAUGCCUUUUCAAGGGUCCUUAUUGCUCCCAAUGGGAGUGUUUACUCACUUGGUGUUCCUCUCUUGUCUGAUUUUAAGGACACCGGCAAGGCAGUUGUGGAAGAAAGCAUUUCAGAAGAGCUGAAGGCUGGCCCUUCGUUGGAGUCGCUCUCGUCAGAUGCUGAACAGUCCUUUGAGAAGGAGCUCUCAUUCUUACGCAAGGCCAAAGAAUCUGGUGUGGUUUACCUCCUUGGUCAUGGAAAUAUUAGGGCAAAGAAAAGUUCCUGGUUCAUUAAGAAGCUUUUCAUAAAUUACUUCUAUGCUUUCCUUAGAAAGAAUUGCAGGAGGGAAAUUGCCAAUUUGAGUGUACCACACUCCCAUUUAAUGCAGGUUGGCAUGACAUAUAUGGUGUGAGAAUUAGCUUUCUCGAAAAGGCCCAUACUAAUAUAUUUUGGUGAAAAAGGAAGUUUUAGCGUCAAAUUUUUUGUUGGACCCCUGUAUCAAAGUGAUGAGUGCAGUUAAGUGUCCAUGUAUUCUUUGCACACCACAGCUGAAUUGAAAUCCUUCGUCUUAUAGCCUGGAAAUCUUUGCACUGAUCCAGUUACUGUAACAAACUUAUCGCCAUAGUCAUUUGGCACUGCCUCAACCCGUUGACUUAUUCAAUGCCUUUCCAUCUGUUGAAAGCUAGAUGAGCAGGAAUAAGUGAAGAACAGAUAUACAGUGAAAGCCAACACAGAUGCAAACUCAUAAUAUUGUAAUUCUUUUUCACUUAUUACCCUUAACUUUCAUAAUUUUGUUAUUGAAUCACCUUAUAAAUGCUGAUGAAGUUUUUACCGCAUUCACAAGUUCAUUCAUCUUAUUCUUAGAGAA